AUGUUGCCUUUCCUGUAUGGUCCCGGAGCUCAGACUGAGGGGGUGUGCAUUGCUUGGCUCUCCGUGCGUGAUGCGCCCCUAAAUCAAGCCACCAAGGGACCCAUGCUUUUAGGGUUGGCACUGCCGUCAUCUGCCGCGGUCAUCCACGGGCCUUGUCUCGAUGACCUGCGAGAAACCACCAAGCGAGAGAACCGGUGA
Penicillium daleae is the source of this 198-nucleotide messenger RNA. RefSeq lists its product as uncharacterized. The transcript has a single exon. The record is from RefSeq and is a predicted model, not a curated record. NCBI's taxonomy places the organism in Eukaryota, Fungi, Ascomycota, Eurotiomycetes, Eurotiales, Aspergillaceae. The coding region runs from base 1 to 198 and encodes 65 amino acids.